UCAAUACCGACCGAAUGCAAACACAUUCUGAAGUAUUUACUGUAGCGCAGCAAGCUACCGUAGUUAGCUAGCCAGCCGCCGUUAGCUACUUGCCAGUAAGGUGUUACUGAGUAGGGCGAAUUGGAUCAAUGACACUUUAAACCAACCUGUAUUGCAGGGUUACAGAAAUCGAUCGCGGAGAUGGAGCUGGGUAGCGGGGUUUCCUUGUUGAAGUAUGGGACCGUGAUGUCUUUUGUGAUGGUUUUUUUGGCGUACUGGUACCGAACGCCCGUUCGAGACACUCUGGACACGAGGCUACACGCCGUGCUGUCUUCUCUGCUCCGAGCUGAGCGCAAGGCGGACAUGAACAAUUUCGUAAGACCCCGGGUGGCUGUAGGCUUCGGGGGCUGCGUGGACAUCAUCGUGGAUGGCGUGACGCUCCUGGACAAGAUCGGGCUGCACCCAACGGACCGGCCGCUCCACCACGACUACAUCGAGAACGCCGCGCAGCUGGCGGAGAGCUUCGCCUACUUCUUCCCCCCCGGCGCGGCGUCUGAGAGGUUUGUGAUGAAUGACACGCUCUUUAGCCAGCUGGUGGAGGCCUCUCGGGAGUUGCCGGGCAACCGCUGGUCGGUGGGGGGCAACGCGCCGGUCAUGGCGGGCCGCAUGGCGAUGGAGGGCUGCGACGUGCUGUUGGGGGGCAGCUUCAGCCCGGACCUGAACGACGUCCUGUCGCAGCACAUCACGGUGGCUGGCAACUCUGUGGAGGAGCCAGAUAUCCACCUCAUACUGGAGUACCCCGCAGGGGCCACCUGGGGGCAGUACACCUCCAAAAGGGCCAACAGGUACAUCGUCCACAGUGACGACCACAACCCCUACCUUGCCUCCAUGGAGGACUUUGAGCAGAAGCUGCAGGGAUUCCAGCCCGACCUGCUGGUGAUAGGAGGCCUGCAGAUGAUGGACAAUUUCCCUUUCAAAGCAGGAGAGCGCGAGGCCCUGCUGCGGCGCCUGGCGCACCUGCUGUCCUCGGCGGCCCCGGAGACGGGCGUGCACUUCGAGAUGGCCAGCUUCGUCGACGAGGGCCUGAUGGGCGACCUGCUGCGGCUGGUGCUGCCGGAGGCCGACUCGCUGGGCAUGAACGAGCAGGAGCUGCCCAACCUGCUGAGCCUGCUCCGCGGCGGCAACGUCACCGUGCUGUCCGACCCCAACCCGCGCGUGGCCACCGUGCUGGACCAGAUGCGCGAGCUCUACCGGCUGGCCAACGAGCGGCACGGGGGAGGCGGCGGGGGGCGGCCACUCACCCGCCUGCACGUGCACACGCUGGCCUUCCAGGCCAUGAUCGUCACGCGCGGCUCGCGCUGGAAGAACACCAUGUCGGCGGCCGCCAAGGCCUCGCUCACCGCCAACCGGCACGUGUGCGGCUCGCCCGACAUCAACCCCAGCAAGGCCAAGCUGAUCAUGGACGAGUCGUUCUCGGUGAGCCGGCAGGAGGGCAGCCAGCGCAUCCCUUUGCUGGAGACCCGCCCCGUCUCCUGCUGGGACGAGAACGACUACCAGGUGUGCGUGGCGCCCGUGCUGGUGUGCACCGAGGUGUUCCAGACCGCCGGGGGAGGGGACAACAUCUCGGCCGCCGGCCUGGUGCUGCAGAUCUGAGA
Messenger RNA from Megalops cyprinoides (Indo-Pacific tarpon), 1634 nucleotides. Its product is annotated as ADP-dependent glucokinase-like. The transcript has 6 exons. The coding region runs from base 181 to 1632 and encodes 483 amino acids. The record is from RefSeq and is a predicted model, not a curated record. Gene Ontology annotation, cellular component: endoplasmic reticulum. Gene Ontology annotation, biological process: glucose metabolic process. NCBI's taxonomy places the organism in Eukaryota, Metazoa, Chordata, Actinopteri, Elopiformes, Megalopidae. Gene Ontology annotation, molecular function: ADP-specific glucokinase activity.